Molecule: messenger RNA, 1440 nt
Organism: Pseudovirgaria hyperparasitica
Lineage: Eukaryota; Fungi; Ascomycota; Dothideomycetes; Acrospermales; Acrospermaceae
Exons: 4
Coding region: 1-1440 (479 amino acids)
Biological process (GO): tRNA wobble adenosine to inosine editing
Molecular function (GO): RNA binding; tRNA-specific adenosine-37 deaminase activity
Source: RefSeq, a predicted model, not a curated record
AUGCCAUUCACUCCAGAUGAAAUCGCUGACUGUGUGCUCGAAGCAUUUGGAAAGCUUCCAAACAAAGCAAAACCGCGUCCGACUGAAAAUGGACGGCGAGAAUGGGUACCUUUAGCAGGCAUUGUAGCAACCAGAAAGGGUAAAGUGCUCGGAUGCCUGUCGCUGGCCACUGGCAUGAAAUGCCUUCCUCAUGUUCACAUGCCCAAAUGUCAGGGUAAGAUUUUACACGAUUGUCAUGCCGAAGUCCUGGCAAUCCGUGCCUUCAACCAUCUCCUCCUUCAGUCUGUCUCAGCUUUGAUAGAUGAGCUGAACCGCAAUGGUACUAUCAGAGGCAACUCGGUUCUCCUUGCAUGUAGGACGGAGAACACAGUGAACUCUCUGCACCCACAGCCUUUCGCUAUCCAGGAUGAUAUUGAGCUUCACAUGUAUUGCUCAGAAGCCCCUUGUGGUGACGCCAGCAUGGAACUUACCAUGGACUCUCAACAUGAUGCUACUCCAUGGGCGGCACCAGAAUCAAGUGAAGAACCGCCUCUAGCUCUCAAUGGUCGAGGUCAUUUUUCGCAACUCGGUGUCGUCAGAAGAAAGCCUGGUCGCGCUGAUGCACCGCCAACACACUCUAAAUCUUGCACAGACAAGCUCGCUAUGAAGCAAUGCACUUCGCUCCUCUCAGCGCAGACUUUCAUUUUUAUCAGUCCACGAAACGCAUAUCUCAAGUCUAUAGUUCUUCCCGUUUCACAAAUCAACAACAAGAGUAUGACACGUGCGUUUUCAGCUUCUGGUCGAAUGGCGCCAAUACUUACUCCCCUCGAUCACUUCAAACCCAGCGGCUUCAGCUUUCGACCUUUCACCAUCAUGCCGACGAAAAGAGAGUUUCAACAUUCCCGUCGUGUAGCCCCAGCAGACGAAAAGCUGGUACCAUCCAAUUUAUGCGCUGUACGGGCUGGGAAGCUGGAUGAAUUGAUCGUUAACGGCUCUAUUCAAGGCUUUAAAAAGGGCGACAUCCGCAGCGUUAGUAGGUUGAGCAGACACAAGAUGAAAUGUGCUGCGAUCGAAGCCGCAUUCUGGUAUGUAGGCGAUGAUGACAGCCGGCCGCGGUGCCCAGACCUGUUUCUGACCAAAGACUCAUGGAAGACUUACCGCAAAUUCAAGAAGGACGAUGCAUUCAAGCUGAGAAGGAAACUGAAGGAUCAGGUCAAGGACAAAGCCCUGAAGGGCUGGAUAGUCAAUGACGGAGAUGAUGAUUGGCCCCAAGAAGAAGAAGAAGAAGAAGAGGCUAAUCCCGAUAAUGGAGACGACGAAAAGUAUGAAGAUGACUACGACCAUGAAGACGACAGACGCAAUGCGGCAUUCGAUACAGAGUUUGCUGGUGAUUCUGAUGACUUGGUUUUCAUGAAAAAAUCAGUUCCCACAAAGGUGGAAGAUGUUGAAGGCUUUCUAUGA